AUGAAUCGAUCAACUAGAAAAACCUCUCACCACAGGGCCUACAUGGAUUUUUCCUCAACAAGUGAGGGUCCUACUAUACUGCACUUACAGAAAUGGGGACCAUCUGAGUUCCAAUUCAAUCUGUCUGAAUUCCGUGAAGCUUUUAUUUCUCCAACACGGGAGCUUCUGUUAUUGCUAUCAUAUCAGCGUGAAGCUUUGCUGGUUCCUCUAGUUAAAGGGGAAGAUUUAAAUGUCAAGGAAUCUGAGAAUUGUAUUUAUGAAAAUAUUCAGGAUCCAAACUCCGUAGCUUCCUGUUCAACGGAGUUUGCAGCCCAUAGGAGGUCAGAUUUAAGGGAGAAUGUUUCAAGAAGUUCUGAAUCUGUAAAGAUGGUUUCUGAUAAUGAUUUUUCUCUUGACAUAAAUUCUGCAAGGACUAAUAAUUACCCUUUUGUCUGUGAUGUAAACUCGCUGGCUUGGGGUAUAUGUGGGGACACCUAUAAUCAUCACGAGGAAACUUCAUUUAAAGAACUUCUUUUUGUGUCUGGCGAACAAGGGGUGACUGUCCAUGCGUUUUGUCAACCUAGUACGGCCCGCAAAGUGACUGAAUCCACAAUGGAUAGUGGGAUUGGAGAAGGGAUAUGGGUGGAAUGGGGGCCAUCUGCUGCCUUUCAUGAUAUGGAGGCAAUAGAGCACUCUCGUUUGCAUUCUGAAGCCUCUAGAGAUUAUGUAAACAACAAUUCUGAAACUGGAGAAACUUUGAAUACCCUUUUUGUGGAAGCUGAGGAGGAUGAGUUGGCAAUAACUGUUGCUCGAAAGCAAUGGUUACGGACUUUUUUGACCAAAGUUGAAACAUCAAAAUCUGAAGGUAACAUGUGGACCAGGUUUCCGAAGAAGUCAUCGUUUCCUUCCACUGCGAGGGUUGUUUCGUUUAGCAUUUUUGGUAGUGAUUUUCCGCUCUUGGGCUUCCUGUCUGAUGGCAGGCCCUUAUCACCUGAGAAAGAGAGCCACAAUGAUUUAUUUCUAGAUCUGGUGAACAAUACCUAUAUAGAUCCAGGUACUAGUUCAUCUGGAAGAGUUAUUGAGUUUGAUGCUGCAUCCAAUAGUUCGACUGCUACAAGGAGCACUUCAUACAAGUGUUCGAGAUUGUUCUCUAGCAAUUCACAUCGACUAAUUGGUUUUGUUUUAAUUUUGGUGGAUUCUGAACCUGUCAACACUUGUGAUGGACCUGAAAGAAACAAGAGCAAAAUUCUUCUCAUUGUUGCUAGGUUGUUUAGCAGGGGAAUACAAUGGGUUUCCUCCGUGAAGCUUGAUGAAUGUUUUGAUGGUGGUUCUGUGUAUGAGUGGACUGACUUUGGAUUUUCUGAUAAUUUUCUUAUUUGCCUUAAUGCUGCUGGAUUAAUCUAUUUUUAUGGUGCGAUGAGUGGUGAGCAUGUAGCACAUUUAGAUCUCUUACAGAUUCAUGGACUUCAACUACAUUCUCAAGAUCAAGAUAAAUUGCGAGUACAAGGUGACGUGGCUCCAUUUUUUCAAACCUGUGAUUUUGUUGGUAAAAAAGUGUUCAAGAGGCUGCUUGUUGCUUCACUUACAUCGUGCUUUGCUGUUGUUGAUGAACAUGGUGUAAUCUAUGUUGUAUGUGCUGGCGAACAUGUGCAAAGGAAAUGUUUUUCCAUUGAGAGAUCAGUGCAACCUAUUCAGCAUACAGGGCUUGGAAAAUUUAUCAGUUGGGAGGUUGGUGGUGCUGAUAUUAGCCACCAAAGAGUAUUAUCUAAUAUUUCAGGCUGUAAUAAUUCAAAUAAUUCUGAGAGAGGUAAACCUUCCUCCAUGGAUACUGUCGGAAGUAGGGAGCUUUGUAAAAUCCAGGACAGAAAGGGUCAGCUGGGUCAGUAUGACCUACAUAUUAGGGGCUUCACAUCUGCAUUACAGAUGAUGGAGCAGAAGUUUCACUGUUCUAAGUUACCAUUGCGCCGUAUGAGGGAAAUUUUUGUUCCUAGAUAUAGAUUUAAGGGAGAUGAUGUUAUUUGUUUUUCUUCUCUUGGGAUCACACAGCUCAACAAAAAACAUAAUAGCAUGAGCAAAAGGUGUUCUCAACUUCUUCAUUCCUAUUUGCAUGUAGACUCAACUAUGAAUGACGACAAAUGUUUUGAUCUCCAAGGCUGGGAAGCUUCUGUUGGAGAAGCUGUCGGUUGCACUUUCCAGGGAUGUUUUUAUUUGGUGACAAAAAGCGGUCUUUCAGUAGUUCUUCCCUCUGUUUCAGUUUCUUCAAAUUUAUGUCCAAUUGAAGCCAUUGGAUAUCGGCAAACAAGUAUCAGUGUUGAUACGGUGCAUCAAGCUGGUGACCUUCCGGAUAUGAAAGGAUUGAAACAGCCUUGGUCGCCUUCGAAAGCAGAAGUACUGGAUAGGAUUCUUUUGUAUGAGGGCCCCAAAGAGGCAGAUCACUUGUGCAUUGAAAAUGGGUGGGACUUGAAAAUUUCUCAUAUGCGUCGCUUGCAAUUGGCUUUGGACUAUUUGAAAUUUGAGGAAAUUGAGAUUUCUUUAGAAAUGCUUGAAGGUGUCAACUUGGCUGAAGAAGGCAUCUUGAAAUUGCUCUUUGCUGUUGUUUUUUUGAUGUAUCAAAAAGUCGGUAAUGAUAGCGAGGUGGCUGCUGCAUCAAGGCUUCUCACAUUGGCCACCUCCUUUGCAACCAAAAUGAUUCGUAAAUAUGGGUUCUGGCAAUAUAAAAAAGAUGCAUUCAUGGCACAGGGUGUUAAGAGUAUCCAAAGUUAUGCAGUUGCUUCUGUGUUACCACCCAAAGAUAAUAAUGACAAAGGAAAUUCAAGAAAGCUUCGGGAGAUGGCUCACUUUCUGGAGAUUAUCCGAAAUCUGCAAUGCCGACUUAGUACCAAAUUUAGGGGGCCAGUUCAAGGAUUGGUGGAUGAUGUGGGGGCAUUAAGUUCAUUAAAUACAGAUUUUCCAGAGGAUGACCAUGAGCUUUCAAUUCUUCCUGCAGAUGCAUUAUUGUUGGAGACAUCAAAGCAACACAAACCAUCAAUUCUUGCAUCUGAUAUGGACUCGGACAAUGCUGAAAAACUUGCUUUGGUGCCCAUGGAUUCCUUGGACUCCAAAGCCCAUCCGGACUUGGAGAACUUCAGUGGAGCAUCCAUCCUUGUUUCGGAAGGAAGUAUUUUUGCAAGGAAAGUUUUCCCCUUGGAAAAUCCCAAGGAUAUGAUUACACGUUGGGAAAUUGAUAAUUUGGACCAAAUAAAUGUUGUCAAAGAUGCGUUACUUUCAGGUCGUCUUCCAUUAGCAGUUCUUAAAUUGCAUCUUUAUCGUUUAAGAGAUUUGGCCACUGAGAAACAGCCUCAUGAUACAUUCACUGAAGUUCGUGACAUUGGAAGAGCUAUUGCUUAUGAUCUAUUUUUAAAGGGUGAAACUGGACUUGCUGUUACUACGUUGCAAAAGCUUGGUGAGGACAUUGAAAGUUGUCUCAAGCAGUUGGUUUUUGGCACUAUUAGAAGAUCUCUCCGAAUGCAAAUAGCCGAGGAGAUGAACAGAUAUGGAUACCUUGGCUCGUAUGAGUGGAAGAUUUUGGGGAGGAUAUUACUCAUUGAGAGACUCUACCCUUCUGGUAGUUUUUGGAGAACAUUUUGUGCCCGUCAGAAAGAGUUCAUGAGAGUUCCAAGUAUAAAUUCACCUGAGGAAGUCAAUCUGCGCCUAUUGCGUUCACAAUUCAUAAGUCUUGUCAUUGAAUGUGGUGAUAUUGAUGGAGUUGUGUUAGGCUCAUGGACAAAUGUCAAUGAACAUUCUGGUGAUCCUGUGGUUGACGAUGAUAGCGCUCAUGCUGGUUACUGGGCUGCUGCUGCGGUCUGGUCUGAUGCUUGGGAUCAAAGAACCAUUGAUCGUAUAGUGCUGGAUCAGCCUUUUCUUAUGGGUGUUAAUGUAUUGUGGGAAUCACAACUUGAGUAUCAUAUGUGCCACAAUGAUUGGGUGGAAGUUUCCAAACUCUUAGAUGUAAUUCCAUCAUAUUCAUUAUCCAGUGGAAGCCUUCAAAUCACUUUGGAUGAUUUGCAUUCUGCUUUAGCUGUUGGAUGCGAUGGGGGACUCACUGACUCUGGCAACUAUACAUAUUCUGUUGAAGAGUUGGAUGAUGUGUGGAAGAAUGUCCCAGGCGUCAGAAUAUUCAGAUUUUCAGCCAACAAUAUGUGCUCCACAUGGUUAAGAACAUUUAUGGAGCAGCAGCUCGCUAGGAAAUUCAUUUUCUUAAAGGAAUACUGGGAAGGCACAUCAGAGAUAGUAUCUCUUCUGGCACGCUCGGGCUUCAUCACUAGCAUGGAUAGAAUUUCAUUCCUGGCUGAGUCGUUUGAGAGUUCAUCAGAUGGAGAUUUGUCAAUUACUAGUGGAGAAAUUCACCCCGAAGUUGUCCAUGCUUUACAUAAACUUGUCAUACAUCACUGUGUGCAAUAUAAUUUGCCUAACCUUCUGGACCUCUACCUUGACCACCACAAGUUGGCUCUAGAUGAUGGUUCUCUUUCUGUUUUGCUGGACGCUGCUGGAAAUUGCGAAUGGGCAAAAUGGUUGGUCUUUUUAAGGGUUAAGGGACAUGAAUAUGAUGCAUCAUUCUCUAAUGCCCGUGCGAUUGCAUUACGUAAUUUAGUUCCCGAUAAUAAACUCGUUGUCACUGAGAUUGAUGAUAUUAUUCGUACUGUUGAUGACAUUGCCGAAGGAGCAGGGGAAAUGGCAGCUUUAGCCACCUUAAUAUACGCCCCUUUCCCAAUUCAAGAUUGCCUGAGCAGUGGUAGCGUAAGCAGGCAUUGUAGCACCUCAGCCCAAUGCACAUUGGAGAACCUUAGGCCAGUUUUCCAACGCUUCCCAACACUCUGGCGCACACUUGUGUCGGCAUGUCUCGGACAAGAUCCAACUUGCAACUUUCUGGGCCCAAAAACCAAAGUGUUUAGUAAUUCUGAUUUGUCAGACUAUCUGAAUUGGCGUGACAACAUAUUCUUCUCUGCUGGGCGUGAUACCUCACUUCUUCAAAUGCUGCCAUGCUGGUUCUCUAAGUCUAUUCGGAGAUUAGUUCAGCUAUAUGUCCAGGGUCCUCUUGGUUGGCAAUCUCUAGCGGGCCUGCAUACUGGAGAAUCUUUCUUACUUGGGGACAUCAAUUAUUUGGUUAAUGCUGAUGUACAUGCUGAGAUCAGUCCCAUGUCCUGGGAAGCUGCAAUCCAAAAGCACGUUGAAGAGGAACUUUAUGCCUCUUCUCUAGAGGAAAUUGGACUUGGACUUGAGCACUACUUGCAUCGUGGUCGUGCGUUGGCAGCUUUUAACCAUCUACUUGCUGCUAGAGUUCAAAAGUUGAAAUUGGAAAGCAACAUUGAAGGGCACUCUGGCGCUUCAGGACAUGGGCAAACAAAUAUCCAAUCUGAUGUGCAUACACUUCUUGUGCCUAUAACAGAAAGCGAAGAGUCUCUUCUUUCCUCUGUCAUGCCACUUGCUAUUCUGCAUUUCGAGGAUUCUGUGUUGGUGGCUUCAUGUGCUUUUCUUUUGGAGCUGUGUGGUUUAUCUGCCAGCUUGCUUCGAAUCAACAUUGCCGCUUUGAGACGGAUAUCUUCUUUCUACAAGUCUAGUCAUUCUUCUGAUCACUUUAGGCAAAUUUCAAUAGGGGGCUCAGCAUUUCAUUCAAUAUCCCUUGAGGGAGAUGUUACAGAUUCUCUAGCUCGGGCAUUGGCAGAUGAUUAUCUACAUGAUGAUGGUGCUGGCGUCAUUAAACCAAAAGAAAGAACAAAUACAUUUACUAACAGACAACCAUCCCGAGCUCUCAUGCUUGUCCUCCAGCAUCUGGAGAAGGUGAAUCUUUCGAUUUUGGCUGAUGGCACCACCUGUGGGUCUUGGCUAUUGAAUGGCAAUGGUGAUGGAGCUGAGCUAAGGUCUCAGCAAAAAGCUGCAAGCCAGCACUGGAAUUUAGUUACAGUUUUUUGUCAAAUGCACCAGAUUCCCUUGAGCACCAAGUAUCUUGCUUUGUUAGCAAGAGACAAUGACUGGGUUGGGUUUUUAUCAGAAGCUCAGGUUGGAGGAUAUCCUUUUGAAACAGUUACACGAGUGGCAUCAAAGGAAUUUAGUGAUCCGCGUCUAAAAGUUCACUUAUUAACAGUUUUAAAAGGUAUGCAAUCUAGGAAAAAGAUCGCCUCUUCCUCAAACUCAGAUAUUACAGAAAGUAGGUGUGAAACAUCCUUGUCAGAUGAAAAGACUUAUAUCCCUGUUGAGCUUUUCGGAAUUAUAGCUGAAUGUGAGAAGCAGAAAAAUCCUGGAGGGGCCCUUCUGGUAAAAGCAAAGGAUUUAUGCUGGUCAAUCUUGGCAAUGAUUGCAUCAUGUUUUCCAGAUGCGUCUGCAUUGUCCUGCCUAACAGUUUGGCUGGAAAUCACUGCAGCAAGGGAGACUUCAUCCAUCAAGGUGAAUGACCUUGCUUCCCAGAUUGCAAAUAAUGUUGAAGCAGCAGUGCGGGCUACUAAUUCCCUGCCAUUGAGUGGUAGAGCUCUAGCAUUUCACUACAACCGUAGGAAUCCAAAACGCCGAAGGCUUAUGGAGCCUAUGUCGGUUGAUCCGGUACGAACCACAGUGUCGGAUAUAUCUGCUACUUUAAGUAGCACAAAAAUAUUUGCUGCCCAAGACACUACUGCUGAAGAAGAAACAAAAGAACAAGCUGGUGAACAUUCUAAAGUUUCAAGUGAUUCUAACGAAGUUCCUGUUUCUUUAUCAAAAAUGGUUGCAGUGCUUUGUGAACAACGCCUCUUUCUUCCUUUGCUGAGGGCUUUCGAAUUGUUCCUUCCAUCAUGUUCUCUAUUACCUUUCAUCCGUGCUCUUCAGGCCUUUUCACAAAUGCGUCUAUCUGAAGCUUCUGCUCAUCUUGGAUCAUUUUCUGCUCGAAUUAAGGAAGAGCCUUUCCAUGUACAAACAAACAUGGGAAGAGAAGGGCAGAUUGGGACAUCAUGGAUAACCUCCACUGCUGUGAAAGCUGCUGAUGCAAUGCUUUCAACAUGUCCAUCACCUUAUGAGAAAAGAUGCUUAUUACAGCUACUUGCUUCAACCGAUUUUGGUGAUGGAGGAUCUGCUGCAACUUAUUAUCGACGACUUUAUUGGAAAAUCAAUUUAGCAGAGCCUUCAUUGCGCAAAGAUGAUAAUCUACAUCUAGGAAAUGAGUCUCUAGAUGACUCUUCACUUCUAACUGCGCUAGAAAAGAAUGGACACUGGGAACAGGCACGCAAUUGGGCCAGGCAGUUGGAGGCUAGUGGUGGACCUUGGAAGUCUGUUGUACAUCGUGUUACUGAAACACAGGCCGAGUCCAUGGUAGCAGAGUGGAAGGAGUUUCUUUGGGAUGUCCCAGAAGAGAGAGUUGCUUUAUGGGGCCACUGCCAGACACUGUUCCUCAGAUAUUCCUUCCCAGCAUUGCAGGCCGGAUUAUUCUUCCUUAAACAUGCAGGAUCUGUGGAGAAAGAUCUUCCAGCAAGAGAGCUCCAUGAACUGUUGCUUCUUUCUCUACAAUGGUUAAGUGGGAUGAUAACGCAGUCCAACCCAGUUUAUCCAUUGAAUCUUCUGAGAGAAAUUGAGACUAGAGUUUGGUUACUAGCGGUAGAAUCAGAAGCUCAGGUAAAGAGCGAAGGAGACUUUACCUUAAACAGUUUUAUCCGGGAACCUUGGGCUGAAAAGGGUUCCAAUAUUAUAGACAGCACUGCAAGUAUUAUUACAAAAAUGGACUCUCAUAUAGCAGCAAGGAUGAAAGCUACCGAGAGGAGUGAUGCAAGGGAAAAUAUCCAGACAUAUCAUAAGUUCGCCCAAGUUGUAGAUGCUAGCUUUUCAACUACAUCAGGAGUGAGCACAAAGACCAAACGGAGAGCCAAAGGCUUUGUGCCAUCAAGACGGCCUUUAAUUGAUGCAGUGGAUAAAACCCCGGAAUCUGAAGAUGGUAUUCUUCCCCUCAAUCCUAGAAGCGACUUGCAUUUGCAAGAUGAAAACUUUAGAAUUGAAGCAUCUUUUUCAAGGUGGGAGGAAAGGGUUGGACCUGCGGAGCUGGAGAGGGCUGUUCUUUCUUUGUUGGACUUUGGACAGAUCUUAGCUGCCAAACAACUCCAACAUAAGCUUUCUCCAUCGCACAUUCCAUCUGAAGUCCUACUUGUUGAUGCAGCUAUGAAGCUUGCUUCUAUUUCAACGCCUGGUGGCGAGAUAUCCAUAUCAAUGUUGGAUGAUGAAGCGUAUUCUGUUAUUCAGUCAUACAAUUUAGCCACUGACCGCCAUUUGAUUGUCCCACUACAGGUAUUGGAGAGUUUAGCAACCAUGAUUGUGGAAGGUAGAGGCCGUGGACUAUGUAAGAAAAUUAUAUCAGUAGUGAAAGUUGCAAAUGUAUUGGGCCUUUCAUUUUCCGAAGCAUUUGAAAAGCUGCCAAUUGAACUGCUACAGCUGCUUUCUCUUAAAGCACAAGAUUCUUUCGAGGAAGCAAAGCUCCUUGUGAAAACACAUUCUAUGCCAGCUGCUAGUAUUGCUCAAAUUCUUGCAGAAUCCUUUUUAAAGGGUUUAUUAGCUGCACAUCGUGGGGGAUAUAUGGAUAAUCAGAAAGAGGAAGGACCUGCUCCUUUACUAUGGAGGUUCUCAGACUUCUUGAAGUGGGCCGAGCUUUGUUCCUCAGAACCAGAAAUUGGCCAUGCAUUGAUGCGUUUAGUGAUUACAGGACAGGAAAUACCACAUGCCUGUGAGGUUGAGCUUCUUAUUCUAUCCCACCACUUCUACAAGUCUUCAGCUUGCCUUGAUGGAGUUGACGUUCUUGUAGCUCUUGCAGCCACCAGAGUGGAUGCGUAUGUUUCAGAGGGUGAUUUUCCAUGUUUGGCUCGCCUGAUUACUGGAGUUGGAAACGUCCAUGCCCUUAAUUUCAUUCUUGGAAUUCUUAUUGAAAAUGGUCAGCUGGACCUUCUUCUUCAAAAGUAUUCAGCUGUUGCUGACACAAACACGGGCCCUGCUGAGGCUGUCAGAGGAUUUCGAAUGUCAGUUCUCACAUCACUGAAGCAAUUUAAUCCAAACGAUCUGUAUGCAUUUGCCAUGGUUUACAAUCACUUUGACAUGAAGCAUGAAACAGCCUCUCUUCUGGAAUUGCGAGCUGAGCAAUCAUCUCAGCAGUGGUUCUUACGUUACGACAGGGACCAGAAUGAAGACCUCCUAGAAUCAAUGCGCUAUUUCAUUGAAGCUGCUGAAGUUCACUCUUCUAUUGAUGCUGGCAACAAAACACGUGCCGCUUGUGCACAAGCAUCCCUUGUCUCUCUUCAGAUACGAAUGCCAGAUUUCCAGUGGCUCAAUCUCUCUGACACUAAUGCACGACGAGCACUAGUUGAGCAGUCCCGUUUCCAAGAGGCACUGAUUGUUGCUGAAGCCUAUGGUCUUAACCAGCCUAGUGAGUGGGCCCUCGUACUUUGGAAUCAAAUGCUUAAACCAGAGCUUAUUGAAGAGUUUGUGGCUGAAUUUGUUGCUGUUCUUCCUCUCCAGCCCUCAAUGCUUGCUGAACUUGCAAGAUUUUAUAGGGCUGAGGUGGCAGCCCGGGGGGAUCAAUCCCAUUUCUCAGUUUGGCUGACGGGGGGAGGGCUUCCAGCAGAAUGGGCGAAGUAUCUAGGAAGAUCAUUUAGAUGCCUGUUAAAGAAGGCUAGAGAUUUGAGAUUACGGGUGCAGCUGGCCACUGUGGCAACUGGUUUUGGCGAUGUUAUUGAUGCUUGUGUGAAGGUACUGGAUAAGGUCCCUGACAAUGCUGGGCCACUUGUGCUAAGAAAAGGGCAUGGAGGUGGUUACCUCCCUCUGAUGUAAACUACCGACUCUGGUGGAUAUAACAGAGAUGUUCUUUUGUGACAUGAUGUUGAUGAUCACGGCAUGAUAGGUCAACAAUGAAGAUGAUGAUGGUGAUGAUAAAUUCCCGAGACUCCAUUACGAAGAGGUCAACAUGUAUCGUGUGAAUAUUAGGUAUAGUUGGAGAUUAGAUAAAGGGUUGGUUUAAUAGAUUUUGCUCCUAUUCUUUUUUCCUUUUCCCUUUUGAGCUUCACAAGCAGCAGAGGGUACCUGGAAGAAAAUACAGGUAGUUUAGUUCAAUGUGAGCGAUGUCUUGGGAAGACUUGUGAUUUUGACACUUAUAUUUUUUCCCCCCAAGUCUUUUGAAAUCAGGGGUGAGUUUAAUGCGUGUGUUGGGUGUUAUUGUUUCUGUAGCAGAUGUACAUUAUUUUUUCACAAGGUUGUACAUAUUUUUAUCAAUGAAUCUGUUCCUACUUGG
Molecule: messenger RNA, 10243 nt
Organism: Ilex paraguariensis (yerba mate)
Lineage: Eukaryota; Viridiplantae; Streptophyta; Magnoliopsida; Aquifoliales; Aquifoliaceae
Source: the annotation of a GenBank genome assembly